GCGCCGAGCCCGCAGCCGGCCCCGCCGAGCCCGCAGCCGGCCCCGCCGAGCCCAUGCCGAGCUGAGCGCGGCCGAGCACACGCGGAAAUGCAUCUGCGGCCGGGAGUGGCCGUGUGGGUCCUGUGCGGCUUCCUCCUGCAGCACGGCCGCGCCGAGCGCUCCCCCGGCUCCCACCUGGACGAGACGGCCAUCGCAGAGUUCUGCCGCAUCGACCGCGCGCUGUGCCGCGACCAGGACGAGCAGCUCAGCUUCGAGGCCGUGCGCAACAUCCACAAGCAGAUGGACGACGACGCCAACGGCAACGUGGACGUGGAGGAGAGCGACGAGUUCCUGAGGGAGGACCUGAAUUACCACGACCCAACAGUGAAGCACAGCACCUUCCAUGGAGAGGACAAGCUCAUUAGUGUGGAAGAUCUCUGGAAGGCCUGGAAGACAUCUGAGGUGUACAACUGGACAGUUGAGGAGGUGGUGCAGUGGCUCAUUACCUACGUGGAGCUGCCCCAGUACGAGGAGACCUUCAGAAAGCUGCAGCUGAGUGGACAUGCCAUGCCCAGGCUGGCAGUGAACAAUGCCACCAUGAUGGGAACGGUGCUCAGGAUGACGGACCGAAGCCACCGGCAGAAGCUGCAGCUCAAGGCUCUGGACACGGUGCUGUUUGGGCCUCCCCUGUUGACCCGACACAACCACCUGAAGGAUUUCAUGCUGGUGGUGUCCAUCGUCAUCGGGGUGGGCGGCUGCUGGUUCGCCUACAUCCAGAACCGCUACUCCAAGGAGCACAUGAAGAAGAUGAUGAAGGACCUCGAGGGGCUCCACAGGGCUGAGCAGUCUCUCCAUGACCUGCAAGAAAGGCUGCAGAAGGCUCAGGAGGAGCAUCGCUCUGUGGAGGUGGAGAAGGUGCACCUGGAGAAGAAGCUGCAGGAUGAGAUCAGCAUGGCCAAGCAGGAGGCGCACCGGCUGCGCGAGCUGCGCGAGGGCACGGAGAACGAGCUCAGCAGGCAGAAGUACGCCGAGCAGGAGCUGGAGCAGGUCCGGAUGGCGCUGAAGAACGCCGAGAAGGAGCUGGAGUCCCACUGCAGCUGGGCUGCUCCUGAGGCCCUGCAGAAGUGGCUGCAGCUGACCCACGAGGUGGAGGUGCAGUACUACAACAUCAAGAAGCAGAAUGCCGAGAAGCAGCUGCUGGUGGCCAAGGAAGGGGCUGAAAAAAUUAAAAAGAAGAGAAACACCCUGUUUGGAACAUUUCAUGUGGCUCACAGCUCGUCCCUGGAUGAUGUUGACCAUAAAAUCUUAACUGCAAAGCAGGCGCUGAGCGAGGUGACGGCGGCGCUGCGGGAGCGGCUGCAUCGCUGGCAGCAGAUCGAGCUGCUCUGCGGCUUCCAGAUCGUCAACAACCCCGGCAUGCACAGCCUGGCCUCGGCCCUCAACAUCGACCCCGGCUGGAUGGGCAGCUCCAGGCACAACCCCUCGCACUUCAUCAUGACAGACGACGUGGACGACCUGGACGAGGAGCUCGUGUCUCCCGUGUCCAUCCAGUACGCAGCCUGGCUCUUGGGGCGCAGGUUCAGCUCCCGCCCGUCCCUGUCCUCGGAGGAUCAGUCCCUCUGGAGAUGCCCUGCUCCCGGCCUGGGCAGCGCGGUGCGGCAGCGCCUGGUGGAGCCCCAGCGCCUGGCGGAGCCCCAGCACGGCCCCGGCUCGCAGAGAGACCUGACCCGCUGCGACUCCGACGCGUCCAUCCCGCACCUGAGCGACCACCAGCGCGUGCCCAGCGCCGUGCCCAAGCUGCUGGCGGCCCGGCCCGCCCUGCUGACCCGAUCCAUGGAGGAGGCCGUGCCCGGGCUCCCCGUCCCGGGGGCCGCCACCCCCAACGGCGGCAGCCGCCACCCCGACGGCGCGGCCGCGGCCGAGAGGCCGCCCGAGAGCCCCGCGGCGGCCAAGAAGCCGGCGAACCACGGCGCGGAGAAGGGCUGCGGCCCGGGGGAGGCGAGCCAGGCCGCCAGGCACAGCCACUCGGAUUCGUCCCGCUCGCACAGCCCCAGCUCCACCGAGCCCGACACCCCCUCCCCUACCUCUGACUGCCGCCCCGGCAGCUCCAGGAGCACCCGCAUCCCGCAGCUGGCUCCCAAGAAGAGCCCCGGGGACGAGGACAGCAGCCUGACGGGAGACGAGGUUGACCUCGGCCAGAGCAAGAAGAAGUUCCCGCUAAAGAUCUUCAAGAAGCCCAAGAAGUAGAGAAGGGGGAGGGAGGGGGAGGAGAGGGAAGGCAGCCGGGAGCGGAGCAGGGCCGGGGCGGCCAUGCCUCAGCCCCGCCGCCCUCCCCCCGUCACCCACCGGCAGCGGGGGAAGAGCCUUUCGACUUAUUUAUUUCCCCAUGUCUGAGAAGAUAAACCCACCCCCACACACACACCCCACACACCCCCCUUCCCCACACACCCCCAAAAGCCGAGGCCGGGCUGCCGCCCCCUCCCCUCGCUGUGCAUGGCUUCAGCUGCCCCCGCCUGCGCUCGGCCCCGCGGCUCCGGGCUUGGCCCUGGGCCUGGCCUUGGUUUCAAUGUGCUUUUAGGAGGGUUUGGGGGGUUUUUAAGUUCGUUUUUGUAUUGUUUUGGGGUUUUUUUUCCCCCCCCACACCCCGAUUCUUGUGCCUCUCCCAACUUUGGCCAUGGGGGAGGUGGCGGUGCCGGGAGCCGGCCGGGGAGCGCGGG
Molecule: messenger RNA, 2696 nt
Organism: Colius striatus (speckled mousebird)
Lineage: Eukaryota; Metazoa; Chordata; Aves; Coliiformes; Coliidae
Gene: STIM1
Product: stromal interaction molecule 1
Biological process (GO): store-operated calcium entry; activation of store-operated calcium channel activity; intracellular calcium ion homeostasis
Cellular component (GO): plasma membrane; endoplasmic reticulum
Molecular function (GO): protein binding; calcium channel regulator activity; calcium ion binding
Source: RefSeq, a predicted model, not a curated record